Molecule: messenger RNA, 1722 nt
Organism: Micromonas commoda
Lineage: Eukaryota; Viridiplantae; Chlorophyta; Mamiellophyceae; Mamiellales; Mamiellaceae
Exons: 2
Coding region: 1-1722 (573 amino acids)
Source: RefSeq, a predicted model, not a curated record
AUGGCGGCCGGGGACGACGACCACGGCGACGCGCUGGAUCGUCGGGAGAUGUCGCCGCUCGCGCGCCGCGCGGCCGCCACGCGUCGUCGCAUAGAGGCGGCUCGAGCCGCCGCCGCGGCGACCGCGCCCCGGUCGCCAACAAAUCUGAGCAGCACCGCCACCGGUAACACGUCGCGCAUGUUCGGCGCGCCGACCCAACAUCAUCCGCCUUCGUCCCCUGCGGCGCGGGAGGAUCGCAAGUCGGGCUCGCCGUACAACGUCGGCCGCGUCGCGUCGUCCUCUGUCGGGGGGUCGAACCUCGCCACCCCCUCCGGGCUCGCGGCGCGAAAUCGCGCAGACGUGCGAACGCACGCCAGGAAGAUUCGAGUCUGCGUGCCGAUGACCGCCGAGUGGUUCAAGUGCGGCGAGCACAUUCGCGCGCUGGCGGAGGCGGCGGAGCGCGAGGACCGGAACCCGUCGGUCGCCGGUUCGAACCCGCGCACGGCCACCAACCCGUCCCUCUGGGACGUCGACGACGGCGUCUGGGUCGCCAGGAGCAUCUUGGAAGAGGGCAAACUCAACGCGCUAAUCAAAUCGAUUGCCGCGCACAGGCAACUGAUCCGUCGGGUGCGAAAUCGCGGGGGUUCGCUCGCGUGGGAGACGCACGUGACCGAGACGUGUGUUGCGGUGGGUUUGACACGUGGCGAUUGCGUGUCGCGGGUGAAACGGUGGGAAGCCGACGCGGGGAGAGUGCUGUUGCACGUGUUAUCGUCGGUUGAGGCGGCGCAGACGGCGGACGUCGAGGCGCUGCUGAGGCACUGCGCGGCGGUGCUGACGUGGCAGGACGCGAUGUGGAUGGCGGACGAGGCGGACGAGGCGGGCGUCGGGGUGGGCGGCGUCGGGGCGUCACGUGGGUCGACCGUUACGACCGUUACGAGUGGGCGCUCGGUCCGAGGCUACGGAGACGAUGAAGGCGAAGGCGACGGGAAGGAGGAUGGGGACCCCGGCGCGCGGGAAUCGAACCCGCGCGCGUCGUACGGCGCGUGCCAGGAGACCCACGUCCUCCACUACCUCGAGCGACUCUUCUGCACCCACGUCGACGCCCUUCACGAGUCGGCGCUCGCCAACGUCGUCGCGAGGUGCGGUUUGUUUCAAUCGCUGUGCGCUUUUUUAGACGAGCGAGGCAAUUCGCUGCGACUCGAGGACCGCCGCGCGGGGCUCUACGCGCUGUCCGGGAUCAUCGCCACGGAAUCGUUCGCGUCGCACAGGAGGCUCAUCGUGGGGGGCGUGGUCGGUGACGGCGCGGUAACGGUCGGUAACGCCAUUUUACCGAUGGGGAAGUCGGGGGAGUCGGGAGGGGACGCCGCUUCGCGCGAAUCGGGCGCCGUCGGUGACGGUUCGUUCGUCGGACGAAACGGCUCGUUCGUCGGACGAAACGGCUCGGACGACGAGAUCGCCGCGGUGGACGCCCGAAUCGUUCGAAUAUCCGGUCGGCUCGUGGAACCGAAUUGGGGCUUCGAUACCGACGUGGAUCCGGCGGAGCGAAGGGGCGUCGUCGCGCUGCUCGACGAGGCGAGACGGCUUCGGCGGAACGGCGAGGUCGGGGGAUCGAUUCCGCGCGGGGCCGCGGCCGACGUCGGCGAGGGGCGGACGCCGUCGCCGCCGCCGCGGCGGUCGAACGCGCGGCGGCCGAUGAGCGGCCGGGUCAUCGCCGACAGGAUAAGAGCUCUCUCCGCGGUGUGA